UCGGCUUACCUAGACGAGUCAAAAACCUUCAAAAUUUACUGGAAAAUUAACAAUGAGAAAAAAAGCAUUCAGUUUGCCGCUCGAGUUAAGACUCUCGGUUGGGUCGGCUUUGGUAUUUCGUCAGGCAAUGGUAACAUGAUUGGAUCUGAUGUGAUUAUUGGCUGGGUGAAGGAAAACACAGGAUAUCUCAAGGAUCGUUAUGCUGACGCCAAGGCCCUUCCACCAAUAGAUGCAAAACAGGACUACACUCUGGUAGCAGCAAGAGAGGACAACGGGGAAACCAUUAUUGAAUUCUCUCGUCUGUGGAACACUUGUGACGAGAAAGACAACAAGAUAGAGGAAGGAACGGUUCGAGUUGUCUAUGCUUAUCACACGAACGAUCCAACUUCAGAAGAAAACAUUCCACAACAUAGUGUUCGGGGCGCCGCUUCACUGGUCUUGCUAAAUGUAUUUACAAGUAAACCAAGUAUUCCACAAAACACUCCACACUUUGACCUUCGUCAGAAUGACACUGUUGUUCCAGACAGCGACACCACGUACUUCUGCAAAUCUUAUGAGUUCCCUCAAUAUUCUACCAAGAAACAUGUCAUUAAGAUUGAGCCAGUCAUAUCCUCCGGUAACGACAGGGUGGUUCAUCACAUGUUGGUAUAUGAAUGCAACCGUGAUUUUCCUCGCUCAAAUCUAAGCGUGAAUGGACCAUGCUACGCAAGCAACAUGCCACCCGCUGUACAAGAAUGUACAGGAUCUUCUGUGAUAGCAUCUUGGGGCAUUGGUGGUGGGCCAUUUUACUUUCCCAAUCACACCGGAUUUGCCAUAGGAGCUGGUGUUGGUCCUCGAUACGUUAUCCUUGAGAUACAUUAUGACAACCCACAAAGGAAAUCAGGGAUCAAAGAUAGUUCUGGACUUCGUUUCUACUACACUGAUUCGCUUCGCCAGUACGAUGCAGGAAUAUUAUGGGCUGGUUGGAAUGUUGAAUUUGCUAUGAUGAUUCCGCCAUAUCAACAACAAUGGAUGACGACUGGUUAUUGUAGUGGCAUGUGUACAAAAAUUGUAAGUUAUAGAAAAGAAUAUCAAAAACAUUUACAAAUUUACCUUGCUAAACUAGAUGUGCCUACUAUUUAUUUGAUUGGUUUAGGAACUGCUCUUAAGACACGGCACGUUCGUGAUGGAAAAGAGCUACCAGAAAUAGCACGAGACGACUAUUACGACUUCAAUUACCAGGAAUUUCAUAUUUCCAGAAAGGAAACACAUAUUGCUCCGGGGGAUGAUAUCAUUGUGGAUUGCCAAUAUCAAUCUAAAGACAAGACUCGUCCAGUCACGGGUGGGCUAAAGUCAUCGGAAGAAAUGUGUAUGAGCUUUUUGUAUUACUAUCCGAAAGUGGAGCUCAAUAAAUGCCUUUCUGCUGAUUAUGGCAUGUACCCUUUCUUCAGAAAACAUUUUAACGUGAAUGGCAGUACCGUCGGAUACCCACCAGCACAAUGGACACAGAAUUUGACCAAUGAGCUCAAAGAAUCGUAUGACAAAAACCCAUAUAUUCGAUUGAAAUGCGUGUACCAAGCUGAAGUUAAAUCCCCGGUGUACAAUAACUAUACCUUGAAGCCGAUAGUCAAUGUGCCGUAUACGAAAGAAGGAGACAAUUGUCCCACAGCAAUUCCGUCGACCACCAAACCAGUUGGAGAGCCGAGCGCAGCGGGACUUCAAACCGUUGAAAUGUUUGGCGCAACGCUUGCCGCAUUCGUCGCAUUAGUACUCAACGCUUUUUAAGAUCAUUAAGCAGCUGGAUGACUACAGUCAGAUUGUUUGUUGAUUUUCACUUGAUUAUGACUGAUGCGUAAUGUUUUCCCAUUUCAAAUCCCUCCGCGAAAAAAAGAUUCUCUCUUCGAGUUUUAUAUAUAUUAUUAUAUAUAAUAUUUUCUCGAACCUUGCUGGCGAGGGAAGAAAUAAGACCCAAGGGAAUGGUGUGGUUCUGAAAUGGGAAAACAUUAAGGCCAAAUAUAUUAUUGCUAUAAGCCUUUAGAGUACCGAAGUGAGAAGUUAUCAUAUCCGAACACCAAGAAGAGAAUCAAAAAAAAAAAAAGGGGGGGGGGGCGGAGCUGAGUUUUUUAACCAACUUCGAGGUUGGUCCUCAUGAAUUAUUAAUGCCUUUUAGAAGGUUAUUGCAAACUAUUAAACUGCAUUAAUCCUUCAACGUACACCCUCCGAACUUCGAUACUCUAUUGACUUCUGUGCACGAUUGCAAGCUUGUAGGUUCAGUAAUUUGCACUUUAUUUGCUCGCACUUUAAUAUCCUAUACCUGAAUAAAACAAAAUUUGAUUGGGAAAGAAAAAAAUACGCGGAGUUCCUGUGGUUUUGGCGGGAAUUUUCCGGCCAAAAUGCGCGCGUCUACGAACGGACUGCAGUGCAGUCUCCCUGUAAUCUCCUUUACCUGUUACAGCCUCUCACGCAAGUUCACAUGAUCAGCACUAUGAAUAUAAUAUCAAUAAAAUCGUAUUAAUCAAUGAAAA
Actinia tenebrosa (Australian red waratah sea anemone) is the source of this 2504-nucleotide messenger RNA. Its product is annotated as DBH-like monooxygenase protein 1 homolog. The record is from RefSeq and is a predicted model, not a curated record. Lineage: Eukaryota; Metazoa; Cnidaria; Anthozoa; Actiniaria; Actiniidae. Gene Ontology annotation, molecular function: dopamine beta-monooxygenase activity; copper ion binding. Gene Ontology annotation, biological process: octopamine biosynthetic process; dopamine catabolic process; norepinephrine biosynthetic process. Gene Ontology annotation, cellular component: secretory granule membrane.